Molecule: messenger RNA, 3685 nt
Organism: Manduca sexta (tobacco hornworm)
Lineage: Eukaryota; Metazoa; Arthropoda; Insecta; Lepidoptera; Sphingidae
Gene: lig
Product: protein lingerer
Exons: 26
Coding region: 137-3079 (980 amino acids)
Cellular component (GO): cytoplasm; nucleus
Molecular function (GO): protein binding
Source: RefSeq, a predicted model, not a curated record
ACCAGCUUGCGUUUGAGCGCAUUCACAGGUAUGGAAAUCGGUCAAUUUUAUUGGAAAUUCAGUUAGAUUUUGGACGUUAUUGUAGAAAUAAGCUGCUUGUAAAUAGAGGCUGUAUAUAUAAAGUAAUAGAGUAAAGAUGAGUUUGGGAGCGCGCGCCACCAAGGGUGGUGCGAAGCCUGGAAAGGAUGGCAAGCACGCGCAGGACAAGGGCAAAAACACAGACAAACCACAGCCCAAGGAGAAGGUGAAACCGCAGGCAACAACAGAACAACUCCGCAUGGCACACAUGAUCGAUCGUAAAAGCGAAGACGCGUCUGACGUUCGGAGAAUGGUGCAAGAACUGAUGGAGAUGACGUGCCGCACGGAGGACGAGGUGUGUUCCGCGCUGUACGACACAGACAACGAUCUGGUCGCCGCCUGCGACCUGCUGCUCGAGGACACUCAGCGGAUACAGGGCGAAUGGCAGACUACUGAGAAGAAGAAAAAGAAACCGCCUGCCCCUGCGGGCAACGGCGAACUAGAGCCGCAGCGGGACCCGCGCAGCCGCUCCGGACCUCGCCCACGUCGCGGAGAAGGCGAACGCGGCGAGCGCGGCGAGCGAGGGGAGCGCGGCGAGCGCGGCGAGGCGGGCUGGCGCGGGCGCGGCGCCGCUCGCGGGCGGGGCGGCGCGCGCGGCGGCCGGGGCGGGGGCCCGCGCCGCGGCGCGCCCGGCCGCGCCCGCCAGGGCCGCACCAACAGCGACUGGCCCGACAACUCCAACCUCGUGACUAACAUCGUGGACCCGUUCCCCGCCACAGAAGACUGGGACAAUGAGGAGUGGUCUGGAUCUCUCUCAGAUACUAAGGUGUUCACAGCAAGUUCGGCUGUUCAGAACGCCGUCGUGGACCCCGACUCUGUUGGCGCACAAAACAAUGUGACGGAGGACUGGGACAACCCGGAGGCGAACGGUCCGACGGAGGGCCACAUCCCAACGUACACGUACCACAACACGGCGCACACCACGCAUCAUCAUCAUUCCAUCAUGGACCAAAUGAGCUCGGGCAGCCCCGGGCCGGGCGCCUCACCAGCUAGUGCAGGAGGCGCGGCGGGGCCGGGCGGCGCGCCCGCGGGGGGGCCGGGGCCCGCGCCGGGACCUGCCGCUCCUGCGCCUGAGCCCGCGCUGCACGAACAGUACCACGCGGCGCACCAGCACCAGCCAAUGGGCAUGUCUGGCAGCCUGACUGCAGCGCAGUCGCAGUACCUGUCUCAGCUGACGCAGCAGUCGCAGCGGCACGAGAGCAGCGUGUACAGCUCCAACUACGGCGUGUACUCGUCGGGCGUGGCGGAGCUGUCGGCGCGCAAGCCGGCGCGUGCGCGCGUGCCGCCGCCCAGCAAGAUCCCGGCCAGCGCCGUCGAGAUGCCCGGCGGCGAGGCGGCCGCGCUCUUCCUCGACGUGCAGUUCGGCGCGCUGGACCCGGACGAUAGCGACAAACCGGUGACAACACAGGCGGAGAGCCAGCCGGCGCCAGUGUCCACCAGCCACGAGACAACGACUGAAGUUCCUGUCACAACAUAUCCCAGUUCCAACAGUAUGUUAAACGAGAGUCUCUCGGUAGUAGAGUCGUCGACGCCCAGCCAGCCGGUCACAUCAGAGCCGGUAGUCACAAAUGCAACGUCAGCACUAGAGAAGCAGUUGAACGCGUCGAUGAAGCAGCUGAGCGUGUCGUCGCCCCCGGCUGCGAGCGGGGCGAGCGGCGCGAGUGGCGCGAGUGUGUCGAGUGGCGCGGUGGCGGCGAGCGCGGCGGAGGGCGCGAGCGCGCCCGCGGCCGCGCCGCCCGCGCACGCCGCGCACCCGCAGGGCUACGCGCACCACAGGCCCAAGACGGUGGGACCACAACAGAAUGUGUACGCGCACCACGCUGUAUCUCAUCACCCACCUGUAUACGGCGCCAACGUGUACGCACCACAGGUUAAUUCCACGAACGCAUCGCUGACUGGCGCGUCGGCCAUCACGGCGACCGCGUAUCCGUCCAGUGUGACGCUCACGCAGUACCAACCCAUUAUCAACUCAUAUCAGACGUCGUCAUCGGCGGCGGUGUACGGCGGCAGCGCGCUGUACACCGCGGCACCAUACACGGCGUACCAGCCCACCGCACAACCCAAACUGCCACCCAAAGAGACGCAACAGCAACAGUACGAGAGUUCAGUGUCGUCGAGUAACAGCUUAACGUCGACGUCGACGACGCAGACGUCCACGUCGAAGGUGACGACGACGUCGGGCACGGGCGGCGGCAGCUCGGCGGCGUACGGCGCGGGCGCGGGCGCGGCGCAGGGCGCGGGCGCGUUAUACAGCGGCGCCGCCACCGCCACGCCUUACGCCUACGACGAACCGCAACUCAUGCGCACCACCAUGCCGCACCACAUGGGUGGUUACUACGAGGUGGGGUACGGCGUUGGCGGCGGUCGCGAGGGCGCCUUCGGUCUCGGCGCUGCUGACCGCUUCGGACGCGCCGACGCUGCCUCACCGCAACAGGUGCCUGCCGCCGCGUUACCGCCCGGCUAUGCGUACUUCACAUACCAGCCACCACCUACCACGUACCAAUACGGAGUGUACCCCACGUACGGCGGCGGUUCGAAUGUGGGCGGAGUCGGCGGCGUGGGCGGAGUUGGCGGCGUGUCGGCCACCGGCAAGGUGAACACGUACGCGCAGCAACAGCAGCCGCCAUACGACGCGCAGGACUCAUACAAACCAGGAGCAGCGUACUCGGGCAGCGGGGCCAAAAGCGGCGCCGCGGCGGAUCUCACUAACGCCAUGUACGCCAAGACGCACGUCGCGCUCAACAAAGUUAAUAGCUACGAGAAGGCGGGAUUCGCGGGCGGCACUCCGCCGCCGUUCGGCGCCUCGCAUCUGUACAUCCCCGCGCCGCCGCACCACCACCCGCACCACCACGCGCCGCAGCACCAGCUCCAGCCGAUGGAUGUACGGGUGAACAGUAGUCAUAACAGGCGGGAGAGCGGGUCUGGCGGCGGCCGCGCGGCGUCAAGCAAGCCCCCAGCCAGCAAGCCGAGCUACUCGCAGUCCUACUGGGCGCCCAACUAGCUGUUGCAGGCACUCAACAUUCACGCAGUCGUCAGACAAAUGUACAUAGAGUUUGGCUCGGCGCCGCCGCCCGAGGCGCCGCGGCCGGCGAGGCGCGCGCCCCCCGCGGGCCCCACGCCCCCCGCGCCGCCCCGCACCGCCGCCCCGCCGCCGCCCGCCGAGCGCCGCUGAACACAACUCCACGUGUAAAAUAAAUCCAACCGAUUCGAUUGAACUAUGUUAAUAUUAUUGUUUAAAUUCAGUGUGACCGACGUCGGCCGCGGACCUGCCCCGGCCGACGUCGACUCCGAAUAGGUUACGGUGUGUUUAAAAUAAAAUAAUUAAAAAAAAUUAAGUAGUGCUAUGUAUAUCCUAUGUCUACGAAAUAUGUAUAUGGAUGUAAGCGUUUGGUGCGCUAUGCGCGCCGAAUUUUUUGUAUUUAGUUGACAGACUUUUUGUAAUUAACUAUUAUGAUUAUUGAAAAUAAAAUAAAAAUAUUAAAGUUGUCAUAGGCGGUUAAUCGUAAUGUAACAAUUAAAUAGUCGAGGUCUUUUUUAUGUGAAAGAAUGCUGUUGUGAUGAUCUCGCGGGCAUAUGAAACUGAGGGAAUACACAUAUUGGAACCUGC